GGCCCAGUUGGAUCUUUUUCUAUAUAAUACUUUAAGACGCAUAGUAUUGGGCUUUACUUAGAAGGCCGAAACUCAUAAAGUUGAAAAAGAACCUUUGCGAUACGGUGUAAGUUGGAUAUCUAUUCGAGGAAAACAAAGAAGAACAAGAUAAUCAUUGUAAAAUGGAUCAUUUAAAUAAAAUUUUGCAACCACACGUUCGAGCCAGUAAAAUUAGAUUGUCGUAUGUGGAUGAAUUAUUUCCGGAUCUCAAAGAUAAUCCAUACAUUAUCCUUCACAAAAAUGUUCCUGGCAUACGGCAUCUCUCGGACCAUGAAAAGAACGAAAAAAGCUUCAACGAGUACUCGAUGAGACAUGAUGUCAGUGGUUCGCCUUUGGAGUAUUCAUUUGAUAACUGCGAAUUCGAUGACACUGUUGUUAUAACAAGACAGAAUUGGCGGAAAGAAGAAGAGUCCUAUUUGCCAUUGAAUAGAAUGGAUGCAAGUAAUGCAGUGAAUAAAUGUCUUGAACAUCUUGAUACUGAUACUUUGCCAAUAUUAGCUCUCUGCGAUGGAAAAGAUCCUAAGCAGAGCAAGCUUAUUGGUACUAUUGUUUCCCAAGAUUGGUUCACCACUCUGGAAGCUGUUUCUACUGGUACGACAAAUCUGGCUACAAUAAGAAACAAAUGUCACAAAGUCGUACAGGAACAUCUUAAACAUCCGUUUACACAAGAACAUAAUAUUAAAAUAUCUGUGUUCAGUGCUCUUGACUUGUUUGGAAUAAAACAAGAAAUGAUCGAUUGGGAGAAAACUGCCAAAAGUGAUUUUGAAGGAAACAUUAAUAUUGAAAUGCAUUCAAGUAGCUUAGAUUCAAGACCAUCAAAAAUUACUUUGGUAGCUCAAAUAAAUGCUGAAUGGAAGGAUAGUCUAUUAAAAGAACUGAGAGAUCAGUUAUUUUUAUUAAGCCAGUAUUUAUCAAUGAUAGAUGAGUGUAAGAAAAAUAUUGGACUACAAAACUCAAUAAUAUUCACAUCAUAUUCAGAGGAACAUGACAUCAUAAACGAAAAAUUACAUCUUUUACUGAAUGGAGAUUUCAAUUUUCGGAAAUCUGAUAAUAGCAAUGUUAAGGAAAGCAAUCACAUCAGCAAGGAAAAUUUUGAAAUUGAUGCAAAGCUGCGGGAACGUGUACAAAAUAUUUUUUUGAGACAUGAUGUAGAUUUCACCGAUCUCUUGUGGGAAAUACUUAUAAAGGCUUCAACAUAUCCACAAAUGAUAAACUAUAUUGAAACAAUUUUGAAGGAAAUUAUUGAACAUAAAUUUACACCACAGAUCAAUGACACAAAUUUAACAAAAUUUGUGAAAUGCAUUUCCAAUCUGCAUCAUCAAGAAACAAUAUCUCAUUUAUUAGUGGGAAGUAUACCAUUAGAACUUGUUGUAGAUAUGGGAUUUGAGAAGCUUAUUCGAGAUUACUUAUAUAUCUUAAGAGGAGCGCAAUUUAUCGAUCUACACGAUAUUCGACAAAAACUAAACAAUAUAUCUUCCGGAAUCUUCAACACAGAGAGUUACAGGAAUAAGUUGAUUAUGUUAGCGCAAAUCCACAUCUGUCUGGAAUGUAUGUUGCUUAUUGAAGCACAUCUGGAAUGUCCAAUUGAAAAUUUACAAAGUUUGUUUGCUUACACAUACAAAGAGCUCGUGUCUGAACAGUCUCCCUUACAGCAUUAUUCUGACCUUCGUAGUCGAAUUUUCACUUUUACGGUGCCUCUACCCAAUGCAUUAGCUAAUGAGUUAAAUAAGAUGAAUCCCUCUGUAUGGAGAGCUUCUGUUUCGUCUCAUUCUGCCGCGUCGAUGCUGACUACUACUACCUAUUGCAACAAACUGCCUAUUUUUCCAACAAAUAUAUAUUCUACUGACAAUGUAGAUGUACAGGAAGAAAUAGUCUAUGGUAUAAGCACAAUAUCAUCAUCGGAAAAGUAUAAGAAACUGUGAAGUGUAACGCUCUUGAACUUUAAGAAAUGAAUUAAAAUUUUAGAAUUGAUGAAAUUUUUUGAAUAAACGGGACAUGGUGCGUGAUGUAAUUGAGUGUUUAAUUAAUAAUCGAUAAAAGUUAUAAAAGCAAUCUCAUAAAUCUUCAAAUACAGUUACAUGUAUUAGAUAUAUAAAUAUAACUACAUUUAUGAGUGUUUUUUGUACUCUCAGUCAUUGACAAUGUACACUCGAGCAUGCUAUUAGCCAUUCUCUGUGAUUGACACAAAUCUUAUUAAAUUACCGUAUUGCGAAGUAUACAUAUAUAUAUAAAUUUCAUUUAAAUGAUUAUUCUCAAUGUACAAAAGUAUAUCGUAUUAAAAAUUCCUCAUU
Mycetomoellerius zeteki is the source of this 2330-nucleotide messenger RNA. RefSeq names its product protein zwilch homolog. Lineage: Eukaryota; Metazoa; Arthropoda; Insecta; Hymenoptera; Formicidae. Gene Ontology annotation, biological process: protein localization to kinetochore; mitotic spindle assembly checkpoint signaling. Gene Ontology annotation, cellular component: RZZ complex. Bases 162 to 1961 code for a protein of 599 amino acids. The record is from RefSeq and is a predicted model, not a curated record. The transcript is spliced from 12 exons.